GUAACUGCACCAACUCGUCCCAUUUCCCCUGAAAAUGUAAUCGGACAGCAAAUUCUGGCACUGUUACAAUGUACCGCGGUGAACAACGCGCCCCGGCUGCAGAAAUGAGGUAUCUUGCCUUAGGGCUCGUGUGUGUCCUUUUCUCGCUGUUUUGGGUACCUGCAUGUGGAGAAAAUGUUGGCUCAGUGAACCCUUGCUGUUAUCUUCCUUGCCAGAACCAGGGUGUGUGUGUGAGGUACGCUGAGGAUGAGUAUGAAUGUGACUGCGUCCGCACCGGUUUUUAUGGAGAAAACUGCACAGUUCCUGAAUUUUGGACCAGAGUGCGUCUGUUACUCCGGCCAAGCCCUGGAGUGGUGCAUUUUAUCCUCACACACUUCAGCUGGAUCUGGGACAUUGUCAAUAGUACUUCCAUGAGAGAGUUUCUAAUGCGUCUCGUCUUAACAGUCAGAUCCAACUUUAUACCCAGCCCGCCAACAUACAACUCCAAAUACAGCUACCUUUCCUGGGAGUCCUAUUACAAUGUUAGCUACUACACUCGUCUUUUGCCUCCUGUUCCAGAGGAUUGCCCUACCCCUCUUGGGGUCAGAGGUGCAGCUGGGCUGCCUGACCCUGAGCUGUUGGUUGAGAGAUUAUUUAAGAGGAAGACAUUCAGAAAAGACCCACAAAGAUGUAACUUGAUGUUUGCAUUUUUUGCUCAACACUUUACACACCAGUUCUUCAAGACGUAUAAUCGCAUGGGUCCAGGCUUUACAAAGGCUUUAGGACAUGGCGUAGAUGCUGGACACAUUUAUGGCGACAGUUUGGAACGUCAGUUGCAGCUGAGGCUUCUCAAGGAUGGUAAACUCAAAUAUCAGCUUAUAAAUGGAGAAAUGUACCCCCCUACUGUUGUGGAAGCUCCUGUCAAGAUGAACUACCCUCCAAACACCCCUCUGGACCAGCAGCUGGCCUUUGGACAUGAAUUGUUUGGACUACUUCCUGGUUUGGGGAUGUAUGGCGCAAUUUGGCUGAGGGAACACAACAGAGUCUGUGACAUUUUGAAGCCUCUGCAUCCACAUUGGGAUGAUGAGCAGCUUUUUCAAACUGCACGAUUUAUUAUUAUUGGUGAAACUAUUCGAAUAGUCAUAGAAGAAUACGUACAACAGCUCAGCGGAUACCAUAUGAAGUUGAAGUUUGAUCCGACCAUGCUGCACAACACGGAUUUCCAAUAUGGCAACCGUAUUGCUCUGGAGUUUGACCACUUGUACCACUGGCACCCUUUGAUGCCUGAUGCAAUCAAUAUUGAUGGAGAUACAUUGGACUAUCAACACUUUAUCUUUAAUACCAGCAUACUCUCUCACUAUGGCUUGGAGAAGUUAGUGGAGUCUUUUUCUCUACAACCCGCUGGUCAGAUUGGUGGUGGUUAUAACUUGCAUGCUAUAGUGGUCCAUGUGGCUGUGCAGACCAUCGAAGCUUCCAGACUUCUUCGCGUACAGCCCUUCAAUGAGUAUAGGAAAAGAUUUAACCUGAAGCCAUAUACAUCCUUUAGAGAGUUUAAUGAUGAUGAAGAAAUUGCCCGUCAACUUGAAGAAUUUUAUCAUGGUGACAUAAAUGCUCUUGAAUUUUAUCCUGGUCUCUUGUUGGAGAAAACGCGUCCAGGAGCAGUAUUUGGAGAGAGCAUGGUGGAGAUGGGGGCUCCCUUUUCUCUGAAAGGACUAUUGGGGAACCCUAUAUGUUCUCCUUUGUACUGGAAACCAAGCACAUUUGGAGGCAAAGUUGGAUUUGACAUAGUGAAUUCUGCAACAUUGAAAAAGUUAGUCUGUUUAAACACUAAAACAUGCCCCUAUGUGGCAUUCAGAGUGCCGACCCAAGCCGAAUUAGACAAAGAAAACAGACAGAGAAAAAAUGAGCUAUCUGCUGUCAUGACAACCCUGGAUGAUAAGAUUUUGGGAGAGAAGCUGCAGUAUUAUUACAGCAGCAGUGAAGAUGAGGGAAGUGACAACGAGGAAGAAGAUGGGGAUGGAAAGACUAUUCGUGAUGCUAAUGUGGCUGAGCCUGAGAUAGACUACAGUGCGGAUGGAACAUCUGUAAACACAGGACCAAAAGGUGUGAUCAAUGACUGGAGGAAGUACAAGCAGCUUGAGGUUGAGCAGAAGCAAGAACAGAAAAAAGAAAUGGAGAGACUGAUCAAAAAACUGUCUAUGACUUGCCGCUCAGACCUAGAUCAAGAAAAAGACAAAGAGAAACAAAAGGCAAUGCAAGACAAGAUUAAAGGCAAGAUGACUAUGCAAGAGUAUAACAUGCUUCAGGAAGAGCAGGAUGAUGAAGACUUCCUUCAGCGAUACCGCAUGCAGCGGAUUGAAGAGAUGCGUCGACAGUUUUGUCGAGGGAAGCGCUUUGCACAAGUCUAUGAGCUCAGUAAUGGAGAGGAAUUCCUUGAGGCUUUGGACAAAGAGGAUAAAAGCACUCUUGUUAUGAUCCACAUUUAUGAAGCAGAUGUCCCAGGGUGCGAGGCCAUGAGCGGUAGCCUCAUCUGUCUGGCUCAGGAAUACCCACUGGUCAAGUUCUGCAGCGUUCGCAGCUCAGCCAUCAGCACCAGUGCAAUGUUCAGAGACAGUGCUCUCCCUGCUCUGCUUGUUUACAAAGCAGGGGACCUUAUUGGCAACUUUGUGCGCCUCACGGACCAGCUUGGGGAAGACUUCUUUGCCGUGGACCUAGAAGCCCUAUUGCAGGAGUAUGGCUUACUACCAGAAAAGCCACCCACUGUCUCAACAAUUCGCAAUGGAGCUAUUGUACAGACCGUUCAGAGUGAUGAUGACUCUGACCUUGAUAUAGACUAGAUGGUGAAAUGAGGAAGGACCAAUACAUCCUCUGUACAUACGCUGUCUGCAUGGUGUGUUGAUUUGUUCAGCCUGUAGUGUAAAUACAAUGAC
Messenger RNA from Periophthalmus magnuspinnatus, 2909 nucleotides. It is a transcript of the gene pdcl, whose product is annotated as phosducin-like. NCBI's taxonomy places the organism in Eukaryota, Metazoa, Chordata, Actinopteri, Gobiiformes, Gobiidae. Gene Ontology annotation, cellular component: neuron projection; cytoplasm. Gene Ontology annotation, biological process: regulation of G protein-coupled receptor signaling pathway; response to oxidative stress; cyclooxygenase pathway. Gene Ontology annotation, molecular function: peroxidase activity; prostaglandin-endoperoxide synthase activity; heme binding. Bases 69 to 2816 code for a protein of 915 amino acids. The record is from RefSeq and is a predicted model, not a curated record. The transcript has 14 exons.